AUGACAACACUCUCCCUAUCGCUGGCCCCGCCAGCCUUGAUCCAACUCCACGACGCCUUGACAUGUCUCUCUAAGUUCAGCGAGACUGUCGCCAUCGAGGCAGAGCACGACCUGCUGUUCUUCGAUGCGUAUGCCUUCAGCACUGACGCCAACAGUCGAGCUGCGCGUCAUCAUCAGAGCACGACGAGUAGUGCGCAGUCAGAUCGGUUCUGCUGCCAGAUCUACAUCAAGGUCUGUGAACUGGGCCUUCUUUGCAAUGCAAUCAAUGGCAGUUCGAUGCUAAUGGAGAGCCAAUACAGGCUCUGCUAUCAAUCUUCCGUGGUCGCAUCGACCGUAAUAAAGACACCGCCGUGGAGCGCUGCGACAUGGAAAUCCGUGAAGCCUGCAACCGUUCAACAUGCCGUCUUCGAUCGCACAAGGGCUAUAAACCAGUGGACUGCGGACCCGCGGUUUCUGAGGUCGAUAAUCGACCACUUCAGCUUUUCGGCUGAGCAGCUGGAUAUGUACUCCGACUCAGGCAAGGCGGUGUUUACCAGUUUUACCACCAAGGUUACUGAGGGCAAAGAAGUCCUCAAGCAUCCCGUACACACCUCUGUGGCCAUCGAUAAAAAAGAUUUUGCCGACUUCCUCGUCGAGGACAAGCUGCACGUAGCAAUCAACUUGAAAGAUUUCAAGGCCGUGGUCGCCCACGCCGAGACGAUGAAUGCCACCGUCACAGCACGAUACACCCGCCCCUGCAAGCCGCUGCAACUGGCAUAUGAGUUCGAAGGUGUCGACGCACAGUUCACGCUAAUGACGCGUGGCGAAGCCGUCGAAGGAGGCGACGACAAUGUGCCGACCUCCUCCCGGGCCUCGAUGCCGCAGCAACUCUCUGCGCGGCCAACGCCAGGACCGGCUCUGACUCCAGCGGAAAGAGCCAGGCAGAAUCCGAAUCCUGCUCCGGACAUGCCGCCUCCGCCAGUAGCGCGCAGUCGGUCGAUCCGCCCGCUUACGGGCUUGUCUACUCAGGAGAAUUUUGCGCAGAAGGCUAGUGCGGAGCAGCGACCUUCUGCAUCGUCGACGGCGUCCGCGUCGAUGGACUUUGAUAGCUUGUUUGUGCCGGCGGACGAUGACCGACAGUGGGAUGAGAUGAAUGAGGAGGAAGAGCCGCAGGAUAUUCUGGGGUGGGAUGCCACAGGCCAGACAUUCCAGGCUACGUUGCGCGAUGAGGAGCCUGACUUCUCCAGACUGACGGCGGCGUCGUCGCGCAAAGAGGCUCCCAAGGAAGAGAUGGGCAUUCCGCCGACACAGCGCAUGUCCCAGGUAUGUCUAUUGGCAAAUCUGGUCGUGAACAGCUCGCUAACGAGUCACAGCUUCGUGGUCUGGGUCUUUUCGACUGAGUUAUUUGUUUAUCUUGGUCUCUGA
Messenger RNA from Penicillium riverlandense, 1404 nucleotides. RefSeq lists its product as uncharacterized. The transcript is spliced from 5 exons. Gene Ontology annotation, cellular component: checkpoint clamp complex. Bases 1 to 1404 code for a protein of 467 amino acids. Lineage: Eukaryota; Fungi; Ascomycota; Eurotiomycetes; Eurotiales; Aspergillaceae. Gene Ontology annotation, biological process: DNA replication checkpoint signaling; mitotic intra-S DNA damage checkpoint signaling; DNA repair. The record is from RefSeq and is a predicted model, not a curated record.